AAUAGUUGGGAGUGGUGCUAUCAUUAGUCUUGGAGGUGGUGCUAUCAUUAGUCUUGGGAGUGGUAGCAUCAUUAGUCUUGGGGGUAGUAGCAUCAUUAGUCUUGGGGGUGGCAUUGUUAGUCUUGGGGGUGGUGCUAUCUUUAGUGCUCAUUUCACGGUUCUAAAUAAAAAAUAUA
Molecule: messenger RNA, 176 nt
Organism: Cetraspora pellucida
Lineage: Eukaryota; Fungi; Glomeromycota; Glomeromycetes; Diversisporales; Gigasporaceae
Source: the annotation of a GenBank genome assembly